Messenger RNA from Clarias gariepinus (North African catfish), 4112 nucleotides. RefSeq names its product protein phosphatase 4, regulatory subunit 1 (gene ppp4r1). The transcript is spliced from 20 exons. Bases 137 to 3109 code for a protein of 990 amino acids. The record is from RefSeq and is a predicted model, not a curated record. Gene Ontology annotation, molecular function: protein phosphatase regulator activity; protein binding. Lineage: Eukaryota; Metazoa; Chordata; Actinopteri; Siluriformes; Clariidae. Gene Ontology annotation, biological process: protein dephosphorylation.
GACAGGGCUCAGUGUGAUCCCAGCGCUGCGCUCUGUUCCGUCCUCCUGCACAGUUUAGCUUUAGCUUAGCUUCCCCCCCUCGAGUUGUUGUCGCCUCUUCGGCACAGACCACUUUUAAAUGUAGGACCAGGACAAGAUGGCGGAUAUUUCGCUGCUUCAGGAAGAUUCUCAAGAGGAGAUAGACGGAUUUGGUGUGGAUGACUACAGCUCAGAGUCUGACGUCAUUAUUAUACCUUCAGCCUUGGAUUUUGUAUCGCAAGAUGAGAUGCUGACGCCCCUGGGGAGGCUGGAUAAAUACGUCACGAGUGAAAACAUAUUUAACAGACAGAUGGUGGCUCGCAGUUUGCUGGAUACGCUAAAAGCAGUUAGCGAGGAUGAGAGGGAUUGUAUUGCAGUCCUCGAGAGAGUCAGCAGACUUGCGGAGGACUCGGAGCCUACAGUUCGAGCUGAGCUUAUGGAACAAAUUCCCCAUAUCGCCAUUUUCUGCCAAGAAAACAGACCUUCCAUUCCCUUUGCUUUUUCAAAGUAUUUGCUGCCCAUUGUAGUGAGAUAUUUAGCUGACCAGAACAACCUGGUUAGAAAAACAAGCCAGGCAGCCCUUCUGAUGCUUCUGGAGCAGGAGCUGAUCGAGCGAGUAGACAUUGAGAAUCUUGUCUGUCCUGUCCUUGUUGAUCUCACCGCCCCAGACAGCAAUGAUGAUGUAAAGACUGAGGCUAUGGCAAUUAUUUGCAAAAUGGCGCCUAUGGUAGGGAAGGAUAUUACAGAGCGCCUCUUCCUUCCACGCUUCUGUGAGAUGUGCUGUGACUGCAGGAUGUUCCAUGUACGCAAGGUGUGUGCAGCAAAUUUUGGAGAUAUCUGCACUGUUGUUGGGGGAGAAACAACAGAAGAAUUACUGCUGCCACGGUUUUUCCAGCUCUGUUCGGAUAAUGUGUGGGGAGUGCGGAAGGCCUGCGCAGAGUGCUUCAUGACCGUGUCCUCGGCAACCUCUCAGGAAGUGCGCAGGACCAAACUCUCAGCUCUUUUCAUCAACCUCAUAAGUGACCCCUCCCGAUGGGUGCGGCAGGCAGCGUUCCAGUCUCUGGGCCAGUUCAUCUCUACAUUUGCCAGUCCAAGCACUAAUGUGGGCCAGUACUUUAAAGAGGGUACAGAGGAGGGUGACUGGAAAGCCCAGCAAUUGCACAAUCGGGCUGGCGACAAAUCCAAAAGCACUAACACACCUGCUGCAGAAGAAAAGAAAACUGGCCCCUCACAGCCUGCCUGCAUUUCCCAGAAUCCACCAUGCACUCAGGAGCAUUGUGAAGGCCCGCUAUGCCAGUCAGAACAGGACGGUGUGGACAUAGAUGUGGAGGGUGGAGGGGAGCAGGCAGCUGAAGCUUUAUCUCCAGAUGAGUCCUGUUGCCAUGUUGAUGCGGAUAGGCCCAGUCCAAAGUGCCUUUCUGAGCUGGCUGAUCUAGACGCAGAUAAAACAUCCAGGGAACCACGGUGCUCACCACCUGCGAGCUCCACAGCACAGCAGGACAGCCCAUCAAACACCUCAGAAGACCUCGUGAGUGAGAAUCCCACGCUAUCGAAACCAGACACCGCUGACGACACAGAGGUUCUUUCGAGUGCACUACCAAACCAUGUGGCAGAGAUACCGGAGCAGGAGCUGUAUAACUCAUUCCACUACUGGAGGACACCCAUCCCACAGAUAGACCUUGACCUGGAGCUGUUUGAGAAGAAGUGCAACACCGACGACAAGCUUUCUGCUACCUGCUCCUCUACCCAUAUCUCUACGCCAGCUUUGGACAGGAAGCAGCUGGAGGAGCUCAUUGAAAACCUGGAACCCCACAUUGAUGAUCCUGAUGUCAAAGCACAAGUAGACGUGUUGACUGCUGCUCUGAGAGCCACAUCGUUGGACACUCACGUUGAGGAGGCUUUCCUGGAACCUCAGCAGUCUCAUGAAAACCCUUUCAGCUCUUGCCAUGUCCCGCUCAUUGACUCUUCUGAUGUAGAGUCGUUUGUGUUUCAGAGCCGAGAAUCCACCCUACCCGUGAGUCAUGGUGAUGACUCGGAGUUGAGUGAUAGCAGCAGUCCAGAAGAUGAGAAAAAAUCCAAGCAACAGGAUGUAGUCCCUCAGGCGCUGUUGGAUCAGUACCUCUCUAUGACGGACCCAUCUCGGGCCCAGACGGUGGAUAUGGAGAUCGCCAAGCAUUGUGCAUACAGCCUGCCUGGUGUGGCGCUCACGCUGGGACGCCAGAACUGGCACUGCCUCAGAGACACCUUCGAAACUCUAGCCUCAGACAUGCAGUGGAAGGUACGGCGGACACUGGCCUUCUCCAUCCAUGAAUUAGCCCUAAUUCUGGGCGAUCAGCUGACUGCCGAAGACCUGGUGCCCAUCUUCAAUGGCUUUCUUAAGGACCUGGAUGAGGUGCGCAUAGGAGUCCUUCGCCACCUUUAUGACUUCCUCAAGCUGCUGCAUCAAGAUACAAGGAGGAAGUACCUCUAUCAGCUGCAGGAGUUCCUGGUUACAGACAAUAGUCGUAACUGGAGAUUCAGAUCAGAACUUGCAGAGCAGUUAGUCCUGCUGUUGGAGCUGUAUAGUGGGCAGGACGUGUAUGACUAUCUGAGGCCGCUGGCGUUCUGCCUCUGCAUAGACAGGGUGUCUUCUGUUCGGUGGACUUCCUACAGACUGGUCAGUGAGAUUAUCAGGAAACUUUCCACAUGUCCAGCGCUGUUGGUGGAUUUCCUUGGCGAGUUGGUGGAUAAAUUCUGCCACUCCCCGAAAUGGUCCGGACGUCAAGCUUUUGCUUUUGUGUGUCAGCUGGCUAUAGAGGAGGACUGUGUGUCAUUGGAUCAGUUCUCCGAGCACCUGCUGGCUCCUCUGCUGCAGCUGGCAUCUGACCCUGUGCCCAAUGUUCGUGUGCUGCUGGCCAAAACCCUGCGCCAGAGCCUGAUGGAGCGAGAAUAUUUCCUACACUCUGCCAACUCGCAUCAGGAGGCCCUGGAGCAGACUCUGGUCGCUCUACAGAUGGACAUGGACAAAGAUGUAAAAUACUUUGCCAGUGUACACCCAGGAAGCACACGCAUUAACGAGGACGCCAUGAGCACCACCUCCUCCACCUACUGAACACGCACAUACAACACCCCUAGCUUUGAUGAUGGUACAGGGGCUCGGACUGGCCUCUACCAUGGGCACAAAAACUGAGAUAUGUUUGCUUGGGGAGUCGCUUCAAUCAACUGUCCUUCCCUUAGAGCAACUCACUACAACAAAGAGUUUUUGUGAUAAUUAUUAUUAUAAUUUUUUUGCCACAGAAGCCUUACAAGUGUCUUCCUUAUAACCAGAGAAUACUUGAAUAUCUGGAGUCAAAACACCAACAAACUACAGUAAAAAAUAUCAGCAUAUCUUAGAACCAGGGAGUGGAUGACUACUAUUCUUUCACUCGUCCUCAUCUUCUCUUGUUGAUGGACCGUCAUUAUGUUUUUUCCCUCUACAACAAAGCAGGAACUGUCAGCUUCAUACAACCACAUUAACAGGAAAGUCUGUAGCACCGAGUGUUUCCCUAAUUUUAUCUUGUGUUCCAUUUUGAUACUGUACCGGGUGAUUGACUCAUAUGCUGCAGAUAUAUUCAACAUGGAGAGUGUAACCGCCUCAGCCUUUCCACAUGCCCUAGUCUGGGAGCUGUGGUUUGACGACGGACACGUUUCUUUUCUUUUUUUUUUUUUUUUUUCCUUCAAGGGCUUGAGCCGAUAUUGUUUUAAAGUUUAGUGCAGCACAUUGUUGUGCCUGCGGACAUGGGCUUUCCCUGGGACAAAGCGGGGAUCCAUGUCCUAUUGGAAAAUGAACUAUUGUAUUUUUAAACCAAAAUCAUAAGAGGUCCAUAUUUUUUUUUUUUUUUUUUUUUUUUUUUUUUUGCAGAGUAUGUAGAAAUUCAAUAUUGAAUCAGUGUGGUUGUUGCACAUCACUCUGGGGUAUUUUAACAUGAAAAUAAAAAGUGCUUCACUAUGAUCCAUGCAUCUCAUGUACUGUACAUAUCUUCCAGUUGUUGUUUUUUUCCAUUUUGAUCAGUGAUCAUGAAUAGAAUUGUUAUAUGUUCUCCUAACCUGUCCAGAAUAAAAGUUCAGAUGCAGUU